Molecule: messenger RNA, 1920 nt
Organism: Daldinia caldariorum
Lineage: Eukaryota; Fungi; Ascomycota; Sordariomycetes; Xylariales; Hypoxylaceae
Exons: 2
Coding region: 1-1920 (639 amino acids)
Biological process (GO): copper ion import; iron ion transport; intracellular iron ion homeostasis
Cellular component (GO): plasma membrane
Molecular function (GO): ferric-chelate reductase activity
Source: RefSeq, a predicted model, not a curated record
AUGGCUAUGGAUAAUAUGGAAGACAUGGAUAUGGGGGGUAUGGACAUGGACAUGGAUAUGGAUACGGGUGGCAUGUCCAUGGGUGGUGGUGAUAUGACAACUGCCAACAAGGCCUAUGCAAGAUACUACUGGUAUUUUGUUGCAACCUCUCUUGUCAUGUUCCUUUUCAUACGGAUCGCCAACUCCAUCCUGUUCGGGUCAAGGCUACGCAGGUCCAAAUCGCACUCCGUACGGUUUCCCACGCGGCCCACGAAUCUCUGCUCGCAAUUAUGGGCGACCUUAACCGCCGUAUGUAGGGAGAUGAGCUAUCCACAGCUUUAUGUUCCAGUCCGAAACUUGACAUGGCUAACGCCACCACCCAUGGGCCAUAUCGUGAUCCUUCUAAUCUACUGGUCCGUUAUUAUUUACAUCACAUUUAAAGAUUCGGUCAUACAGGAUGCAAACCUCGUGGAAAGAGUAGGGUAUCGCAGUGCUUGGGUAACAGUUACGCAGGUGCCUCUUCUCUACUUGUUAGCCUCUCGAACCAACGUCAUCGCCCUCAUUAUCGGCACCAGCUACGAAAGGUUGAAUUGGCUUCAUCGAUGGGUAGCCCGGACCAUAUUGGUUACCACAACGUUACAUGGUUUCUGUUUCUUUGCCGGCUGGGUCGAAUCUGACAUAGUCGACAUAGAGCUCUCGAUGAUGAAAAUGGUCAAGUACGGUCUCGGUGCUUGGGGAAUUUUACUGUGGAUGAACACCACAUCUUUCAAGCCAUUGCGAUCUGCUGCAUAUGAGGUCUUCGUUAUUCAGCAUAUAUUAGCGGCUGCCAUAUUCCUAUGGAUUGUCCACGCUCACGUUCCUGCAAGUGCCGGAUAUAAUGUUUGGUUUGCAGUUGCUGCAUUUUGUUUUGAUCGAGUGUUUCGUCUUGGUCUCUUAGUCUGGCAGAACAUCAAGUUACGCCCGAACCGCUCAUGCUGCCAAGGCGGACAGUGGAUUGGCCAUCAGACACAAGUCUCUCCAGUGGGCGAUUCUAUAACCAUGGUAACUAUAAAGGAUGUUCACUUCAAGUGGAGGACGGGGCAGCAUCUCUACUUGUGGCUACCUAGAAUAGCACCGUUUGAAGCGCACCCAUACACGAUUGCUUCCUCUCAUCAGAUUCCGCACUCGUGUAUCUGCAAUAGCAUUCAACUAGUAAUACGAUCUCACUCGGGCUUUUCAAAGAGGCUCAGCGAAUUUGCGCAAAAGCAGGAAGCAAUGGGAAAGAAACAGACUCUCACAGCCUUAGUCAUAGGCCCAUACGGCAACCCACCAAGGUGGGAUGUUUUUGAAACUCUAGUCUUGAUCUCCGCAUCUACUGGAGCGUCGUUUACACUUCCCAUUCUGGAGAGCGUGCUCCAUCCUAAGAAAGGAACAUGCACCAAGCGUAUAGAUUUUAUCUUAGCGGCUAGGAAAGGGGAGGAAGUUAGGUUCUACCAUGAUCGCCUGCAUGAAGCCGUGGAAAAGGCGAAGUCGAUAGGUAUGGAACUAGUAGUGCAUAUUGCUGUAACAGGGAACGGACAGCUAGGAGCACUAGGCUCUGCGGUUUUUCCAUCGUCUUCGGCUUCUUCAACAGAUGAAAAGAAAACCUUAGAUGAAGAAGUAAAGGUAUCAGUGAACACCGAGGGGGUUGUCCAACCACUGAUGGGCAUUUCGCGUAUGAACCUUUCGGAGUCAAGUCCUGACUCGCAUAUACGCCAUUCGGCGUCGAGGCCGGACAUAGCGGGGUUCAUCAGGACCGCUGUUGAAGCCACAGGGGGGGAAACGGGGAUCGUUGUGUGCGGAGGACAAUCCUUAGUAACCACUGUGAGAACUAAUGUAGCAAAGCUAAGCGACGAACGGGCGGUACACAAGGGCACUGGUGCCCAAGGAAUCUACUUGCAUGUGGAGGAGUAUUGCUUUUGA